GACCUCAUAAACCCAAUCACAAUACCUGGGCAUGUCGGAGACAUUUUUUCACGGUCUAUUUUUAGCAGCAGGCCUCCCCUCCCAUAUAUAUCCUACUAAACCACAAGAAAGCAUUACAUGAGUCGAACAGAAGUGUAAAUACUAUUUAAAAAAGACAGUACUGACAGACGUUUGUAAACAUGGACAGACCACCUUUGGGAGAUGUUGAAGAUUUGGCGACGUUAGCGAAGCUGGAUGAGCAGAUUUUACUGAAGGAAUUAAAAGAGCGAUACAAACAGAACAAAAUAUACACCUAUGUUGGCGACAUUCUGAUCGCUGUGAACCCUUUUCAGGAUCUCCAGAUUUAUGGGAAAAAUGAAUCUGCCAAGUACCACAAGUCUAAGAAGAGUUCACUGCCGCCACACAUCUUCGCCAUCGCCGAUGCAUCGUACCAUGCGAUGCUGGGCCUCAUGGGACAUCUCCCCUGCAACCAGUGCAUCCUCAUCAGCGGGGAGAGUGGCGCGGGCAAGACGGAGAGCACGAAGCUCAUCAUCAAACAGCUCGUUGACCUGUGUCACGGCAACACACAGUUGGAGCAGCAGAUACUGCAGGUGAACCCACUGCUGGAGGCAUUUGGUAAUGCUCAGACGAACAUGAAUGACAAUUCCAGUCGGUUUGGAAAAUACAUCCAACUCAAGUUUCAGCAAGACCAAGUUAUGGGGGCAAAGAUCUCCGAGUAUUUGUUGGAAAAGUCUCGCGUGGUGCGGCAGAAUGAAGGGGAGGAGAACUUCCACAUUUUCAGCUACCUGUUCGCUGGAUUGACACAGGAAAGCAGUCAGCUGUUUGGUCUUGGAGACCCACACAAAUACAGGUAUUUCUCCAGUGGCAUCAGCUCAUUCAAGAAGAAGCUCCCCGAGUUACAGCAGCAGUAUGAUCAGCUCCUAAACGCGAUGGACUUGGUUGGCUUCACAGAUGAGGAACAAGGAAAUGUGUUCAGUAUAAUUGCAAGUGUCCUUCACCUUGGCAAUGUGACCUUUGACACCAAUGAGCAUGACGGAGCAGCAGUGACCAAUCCCAAUGGUCCGGUGAAGAUGAUGUCGCGUCUGCUGUCCAUCGACAGUGAAGAGGUACAAGCUUGUCUGACAUCCAUGGUCAUUGUCACCAGCGGAGAAUAUGUCAAAAAACUGUAUUCCAUAGAACAAGCUAAUGAUGCCAGAGAUGCAAUGGCGAAGGCAGUCUAUGGCCGUGUGUUUGGAUGGAUAGUGAACAAGGUAAACUGUCUGCUGGCUCCGGAGGAGAACAUACCAGAAGACCAGCUAAAGGAGAUAGGAAUCCUGGACAUUUUUGGAUUUGAGCACUUUGAGAAGAACAGUUUUGAGCAGGCCUGCAUCAACCUGGCCAAUGAGCAACUUCAGUUCUUUUUCAACCAGCAUAUUUUCAAGAUGGAACAGGAAGAAUACAAGAGAGAAGGUAUUGACUGGAACGAGAUCACGUUCGUUGACAAUAAGCCUCUUUUGGAUAUGUUUCUGCAAAAACCAAUUGGACUCCUUGCCUUGUUGGACGAAGAGAGCAAAUUCCCUAAGGCCACAGAUCAGACAUAUGUGGAUAAGGUGAACUUUCAUUUCAUGAAGAAUCCUUACUACAUGAAGGCACCCAGCUCCAAGGUUCCAGUGUUUUCCAUCAACCACUAUGCUGGAAAGGUGACUUACGAUGCCACACAGUGGCUGGAGAAGAACCGCGACACACUGCCAACUGGAAUCAUGGAGAUUCUUCAGAGCAGCAAGAACCCUCUCGUCAGGACAAUAUUCAGAGGUCAAAUUAGCCGGACAGGAAGUCUAGCUCUUCAGGGCAGAACCAUCAGAAGUUCAAAGAGAAGUCGUAAACUGGCUCCCAUCAUGAGUCGAAAAAGUGCCGCAAAGCGAAAGCUCACAGUAGGAGCUCAGUUUAAGAAUUCUCUAAACAUCUUGAUGGAAAAAAUGACGUCGGCAACUCCCAUCUUUGUCCGAUGUUUGAAGCCGAAUCACCUGAAGAAAGCCAACACGUUCAGUGAUGAGUACAUACUGGCACAGUUACUCUACACCGGUAUGCUGGAGACAACGAAAAUCCGCAGAGAAGGAUUUGCAGUACGACCAGCUUUUGAAGAAUUUGUUCAGAAGUACAAAGUGAUAAUGUGUCAGUCAAAGCUGCAAGGGACCUGUGAAAACUGCAUCAAAAUUCUACGUGCCAGUAAACUUACGGGAUGGCAUGUUGGCAAAACAAAGGUUUUCCUCAAGUACUGGCACAUUGAACAGCUUUCUGACAUCCUCACCCAGAUGGGCACGUCUGCCAUACAUCUACAGAGAGUUGUUCGUGGGUUCCUAGCUCGUAGGAGGUGCAAGAGAUUGAGAGAGAAAGCGAGACUUCAGGCAGUGGAGGUUGAGAAACUGAUUAAUAUGGUGGCAGAGUUGGGAUCAAUGUCUGGCACAUUCCAGUCUCGACUAGUUGAGGAGGACAAAAAACGACACCCAAAGGACAAAAUGAAGUCUGGUCCAUCACCACCUGUCCCAGAGCAUCCGCCUCCAAGAUCACCUGCACCGGAUUACCUGAAGCCAACCAAGACCACGUCAUCUUGUGGCACACAGGUGGAGGGUGAUUCUGAUGAUGACAUCAUUGAGGAUGAUUUCCAGCCGAUCCUGUCCAACAAGAACAAGUUCGGACAGCCUGGGACGAGACAGGCCACUGCCGUUUGGUUCAAGGAAACCCAGACAAACCACGUGAUUGACGAACAUUCGGGGAAGUUUGCCAGUUGGUUCCAUGGAAUAAUCACAAGAAGACAGUCGGAAGAGCUGUUGAAACAGAAGAUUGUUGGCUGUUAUCUGAUCCGAGUCAGCGAGAGUCGCUUCGGAUACACACUGUCCUUCAAAGAUGUGGAGAGGUGUCGACACUACAUGAUUGACCAGCUAAAGAAUGGCAAGUUUAUCAUUAAAGGAGAACCCAAGGUGCACCGGAAUCUCCACGAUAUCAUUGAAUACCACAAGAAGAAUCCAAUUUCUAACUGGGAUGGCCGUCUCACAGUACCCUGUGGUCAGGAACAGGGAGAGUGUGAUUAUGUAGACUUGAUGGAUGGACUAUACUUUGUACUUGAAGACAAAAAAAAUGCAAGACAAUCCGUCGCACCACCCCCUGUUCCACAGGAAAGUCCGGGAAUUCCCCAUCUUCCUCCUCGAAAUUACAGCGUGCAGACAGCCGCUCUGAGUGACCCGAAAAACAGACUGUCCAACAUGGUGGGGAGACCGCUACCGCAGUUACCUGAACAGUACAACAGACUGUUGGAAAACCAGGUUGAACAACAUAAGUAUGAUCCUCUCAACCAUGGUGGUCGAGAAAACAAGAGAUUAUCAACCACAAGAAAUCGCCUGCACUGAUCCAUCCCGGCCUGUGAAUGUUUCUACUCUGGAAUCUGACUCCAAUUUAUAAUUUACAUUUGAACUGGGCAGAUCAUGGAGCCGUUCGGUGACACUGAUAUUCAGAAUAAACACAGGUGUUGUCAUGUGUUGAAACUGUCAUCAGAAGUGAUAUUGUUUAUGAAAUAAUUCCUCGAGGUUUAAUAAGAGACAUUUUUAUUAUACACAUGUUUCGUUCGCUUGUUGACUAUACACGUCGAGGCCAGCGGUGACUAUGAACGAUACUGUUCUCUGUAGAUCACUUCUUGUGCCGUACAGCUUCUUCUGGAGAGUUGUUGUAGUUGUUGUUUGUACACAUAUUAUUAUGUUUCUUUUUACAUGAUUUCUUUUUUAAUGUCAUGUUAUAAACUUUGUGUGAUGUAAUUAACAUCUGCAACAACAGAAUUUUAUAUAGUAUUAUGUUUCAUAUGAACAUUAUAUUUUAGUCCCCUACCAGUCCAACCAGAGGGAACUACAUGUAUGUUUCGUCUCCGUCUGUCUGUCUGUCUCAUAUUUCACAGAGUUGUGGUCUAUGAAAAUUUGUUUUCCAGACUUUUGUUUCACAAUGCUCAGGAUAUGGAGCUGAAAUUUGGUGUAUAUCAGAUCAAGUUUGUGUUACGGAUCAAGGUCGACAUUUAUAACGAUUUACCCCUUGGCCCUUGAACUUAGGAGAUACAAAAUGCUUUGGGCCCACCUGGUAGGGGACAUGUAUUUCUUUAGCAGUAUUCUCUGAAUGCUUGUUUUUAAAUGUCAUGUUAUAAGCUAAGUGUGAUGUAUAUUACAUCUGCAACAAUUACAUUUUUUAUAGUAUUAAAGGGACAUAGCCUAGUUUUUAAACACUAAGGUAUAUUGCUGAUUAUUAUAGCCAUUUUUGAUAACUGAAAUAAUACUUUACUUAGAUUUUAUGGUCUAGA
Messenger RNA from Gigantopelta aegis, 4315 nucleotides. RefSeq names its product myosin-IIIb-like. The transcript has 29 exons. The record is from RefSeq and is a predicted model, not a curated record. The coding region runs from base 180 to 3383 and encodes 1067 amino acids. Gene Ontology annotation, molecular function: protein binding; ATP binding; cytoskeletal motor activity. Gene Ontology annotation, cellular component: myosin complex. NCBI's taxonomy places the organism in Eukaryota, Metazoa, Mollusca, Gastropoda, Neomphalida, Peltospiridae.